AUACAAUAUUAAUAUUAUUCACAUUCUGAUGUGUUCAACAACAGAUGUGUAGACAGAUAUAACACAUGUACAGAAAUGAAAUCUAAUAUAAUUUAAACAUAAGCAUUAAGGUGUCUGUAAUAGAAUAUACUUGUGAAAAACGUGUGAACACAUUAUUAAAUACAUUUUUAUAGCUUCCCAAUGUUAUUUUACGAUGGCUUACUAAAUUGCUCGGUGGCUUCAAAAGCCCCCUGUCUGUCUUCUAGGGGGCAUACACAUUAUUGGUAAAAACAUAGCAAAUAUUGCUAUUCUAAAAUGAAAUGGUAAUCUAUUAAUAACAAGCAAGGUUGGGGAGUAACGGAUUACAUGAAGGGAUAAAAUAAACUGUAAUCCGUUACCAGCAAAACUAUUGUUAUCAGAUUACGGAUACUUUUGAAAAACUAGAGAUUACUUCGAGGAUUACUUUUAAAUUCAGAAAGGAUGUUUGCGGAUUUUUUUUUUACACUUCUCUGUUUUUUUUCAAUGACAUUCAAUUCAGCAUUGAAAAAAGGCGUUUACAACUGGAUCGCGGGAAAAGAGCAGGAAUAGGCUUUCGUAGGCUACAGUCCAAGCUAUGUCUUCCAAAUGUGCGACUGCUGUCGGUAUCCAAAGAUUAUCCAACUUGAAUAAAUGCUUGGAGAAUUUUGUCCAAAACAUGGGCGUCACUGUCUGGCGCCCCUGUUCUUCCAUGAAGGGGUAUUGGGGACCCAGGUGUGUCUGAGUCUGGGAGGUAGGCGUGUGGAGAGGAACAGGGAGACCUUCCAGAAUGGUCUGACCUUCAGCAGUUGUCCAAUCAGGGUCCAGGAGAAGAUACAUCUGCGGGUGGAGCUUUGUGACCAGCACUGGAAUGGAGCUUUGCGGGUGGGAUUCACCUCCAUACCCCCCUCCUCCUGUGGGCCACUCUUCCCCCCUGCCAUGGCCAUCCCUGACCUCACUACCAUCGACCGGUACUGGGCAGCCCCCGUGCCCUCCAGCCUCAACAUGCCAGAGGCAGAGCUCCGCUUCUGGGUAACCCCUAAAGGGGUGCUGGUGUGCGAGGGGCAAAAUCGUGUGAGGUACCUGCUCCUGGAGGGGGUGGAUGUGAGAAGCCCCCUCUGGGCUAUUAUAGAUGUCUACGGGCAGACCAGAGCUGUGCUCUUAUUGGGAUCAAAACAAAAAGGAUGCAAUACGUGUAGGUCCUGCCCUUAUGAGGACAGCUGCAUGUGUGUGAACAAGGGUCUUCCCAGUUGCACCCCUCGGGGCAUCCACCUCCCCACUGACCCUAUCACUACCACACAGAUGGACUCCUCUGCAGAGCGGGACUUGGUUGAAGAUUGCGCUGUGUGUCUAUCCUUGAGAGCUUCUGUUGUCCUAUCCUGUGGGCACCGCUGCCUGUGCCAAUGCUGCGCAGUGCGCGUCACCGCUGAGUUUGGAAUCUGCCCGCUGUGUCGCCAGUCAAUCAGAUAGCGCUGACAGGUGGAAAGAAAGUUGACUGACAAAAAUUGAAAGCACAUUUUCUAUACCAGGUGAAAUCGCACAUCAUUAGUUCAUUGUUAUGGAUGUGCCAAAUAAAUGUCACUAGAAAACACCUUAGACAAAUGCAGUUACUUUGUUGUUACUCUGGCUGCACUGUUGACGUGACCUUAAGUUAGCCAUAGUUGGCUAGCUAGCAAGCAAGGGAUAAGAAAGUUGCCAGCCAGUAUGGCAGUAUAACAUUUAGAUAGAACGACUGGGUCGCGUCCAUAGAUACUGAACAAAAAUACUUAAUGACUGGAUCACGUCUCUGGCAACGAACCGAUAGAAAGAAUGACCUGCCGGCUUGGGUAGCAACUCUAGGUUUGUGUCGGGACUAUAUGUUUCGGGGCAAUAUGUUGUGGAAGGAUGAAAUAGUAUGAAUAAAUUCAUAAAAAUAACAUUUUCAAUGAAAAUAUGUAAAUAAUUUGAAUAUGUUGGCAACCCCUUGUAUAAAAGUGAUAAUACCCUUGAAGCCGGUGUUUGGAGGAUAUAUUGCCACCAUUUGCAGGCCCUUGACUUUCUCUCGGGCCUAACAACACCCGUGCCAAUAUAUCCUCCAAACACCAGCUUCAAGGGCACUAUCACUUAAAUAACAGGCCCAGGCUAUGCUAACUUGAUGUACUGUAGGCCUAGACUUUGUCAAUGUACAGAUGUGUUAAAAGUUUCACUAUAUAAAUCCACAUGUAAAUAAAAGUGCAUUUAUCCUCAAAGGUACACUGUUC
Oncorhynchus keta (chum salmon) is the source of this 2234-nucleotide messenger RNA. Its product is annotated as E3 ubiquitin-protein ligase NEURL3-like. NCBI's taxonomy places the organism in Eukaryota, Metazoa, Chordata, Actinopteri, Salmoniformes, Salmonidae. Gene Ontology annotation, molecular function: ubiquitin protein ligase activity. Bases 649 to 1464 code for a protein of 271 amino acids. The transcript has 4 exons. The record is from RefSeq and is a predicted model, not a curated record.